AUGUUUUACUCACACCAGCUUCUCGCUCGAAAAGCUCCACUCGGCCAAAUCUGGAUGGCUGCGACUAUGCAUGCGAAGAUUAACAGAAAGAAACUGAGUAAGCUGAAUAUCAUCAAGAUCUGUGAAGAGAUUCUUAAUCCAGCGAUUCCAAUGGCUCUGAGACUUUCUGGAAUUCUCAUGGGUGGAGUUGUGAUUGUCUAUGAAAGAAAAGUGAAGAUGCUUUAUGAUGAUGUUUCGCGUCUUCUGGUUGAAAUUAAUGAAGCCUGGAAAGUAAAGAGUGGCCCUGAUCCUACAUUGCUUCCUAAAGGGAAAUCUCAAGCCAAGAGAUCGGCAAUUACUAUGCCAGAUAUAGAGCAGAUGACUAUUGAAAUGGAACAGUCCCAUCAGUCCAAUGCAACGUGGUUCCAGCAUAGUAACUACGUUUCUAUGACACUUGAUGAUGUGCAGGAACCCGACCUUGGUAAUCGAGAUUCAGGGGAUGAUCACCAUCAAGCUGCUCUGGAGGAUAUUAACUUACCUGAACCUUUCCAAUAUAAUACGGAUCCACCCAAUCAAAAUGAGAGGUUUGACGCAGGAGAUGACGAAACACAAUGGAAUGUAACUUCAGGGGAUUAUGGUCAAUUUCCGUCCGUGCAUAUACCCUCCCCACCUCCUCCAGAUGACCCAGAGAGAGUGGAAGACCAACAUCCUGAGCACCCGAGCAGUCAGCAACAUAAUGACAACAUUAAUGCUAGAGAGGAACCUCAAAGGCGACGGGCAGCUAAAAGAAAAAGAGUAAAAUCAAUAGAAAUGGACUACAAGCAAACCGUGAUCGCUGCUCCUACAUACCAAAGCUGGCUUCAAGACCCUUCUGCUUUAGUCUCAAAAAGAGGACGAAUGGAAAAGUUGCAGCAGCGACAUUUUAUCAUGUCUUCAACUAAGAUAGCUAACCUCACGGAGGUUCCACCUGGUGUGAUAAAGGAUGGCUUAUUUUCAAUUGUAAACAAAGAUAUACAUUAUCCAACACCUGCUGUUGACUCAUGGAUUAAGAGCACUCAACCACCCCAUGAUUCACCAUCAGUUAGUAUUUCACCACAGCAUCCUCCAGAACCAUCAUCACCUCCAGGAGUACAUAAUAAUGACUCGGAAGGAUAUGUUUCUGAAGAUCUUGAUAAUAGGCUAAACAAUAUAAUUAAGGCUUCGCGAGAGAUGCAGGUGACACAGAUCCCAGACAAUGGUUUGAGAGUACCCGAUGGGACUCCCCACGCCUCAUCAGGGAAAUCUGAUGGAUCUCAGGGAGGAGACAAAGAAAAUUCCAUCCCAAGUACCGUAUCUGGACAUCGUCUUUCCUCACAUUCAGACUUGGAGAGAGGAAGACCCACAAAGAGAACGCGCUGUUCAUCAUUUGGAAACAGCAGUGGGGGGCUUCCUACAGUUGCUGAGAAUGAAAAUUUUCCGGAUGCAAAUUUCAAACUAUCUAAGAGGUUGUCUAACAUUGGUCCAACACCUGAUCAAGAUCUUUUUGUGGAGACAGCACCCACUCAAACACAAGGAAAGGCCAAUCAUCCUAGUGAUGAGUUGACCAAAUCAAUCCAUGAUCAGAUGAAAAGCCAUUUUGACUCCCCCGGAGCUCCUCAAUUUGAAUCCCUAGAUGCCUUAACUGCUAGAAUGACAAGAAAACAAGCAGCACUACUUUUCUAUCAAACUUGUGUUCUUGCUACCCGCGAUGUCCUAAGAGUGGAGCAGGAGGUACCUUAUGGGGAGAUUAUUAUCUCUAGAGGAUCAAAGAUGUAAUGAAGGUCUGGUUUUCUCUCCAUUUAUGCAGGUGGAUGUUGAUGUUUAAUUUAGGAAUCAACAGUGAUUCCUCCAUACAUAUAAAUUCAUUUUAUAGUUACCACAUACUCUUUAAAACAUAACACAGAUGAAUUACCAUAUAGCAUAGCAACCACUAGGAUUUUAAUUUUGAAAAUAUGUUAUUACUAGACAAUUGGAUUUAAAAUUUGGAAAUUGGUAUUACUAGACAGUUGAUUAUUGUUCUGCUUAAUGAAAUAUCUGUAAGUAUUAUGUGCAUGAUUGGAUUCAAACGUGAGAGAGAAAAUUAAUUUGCUUAUCAUAUUCUUUUGUAAUUGACUUUGACUUAGAGAAUUGGUUCUAAAAUAAAGUUGAGAUUAUAUGUC
This is a messenger RNA of Trifolium pratense (red clover), 2156 nucleotides long. RefSeq names its product sister chromatid cohesion 1 protein 1. Gene Ontology annotation, cellular component: synaptonemal complex; cohesin complex. The transcript has 21 exons. The record is from RefSeq and is a predicted model, not a curated record. NCBI's taxonomy places the organism in Eukaryota, Viridiplantae, Streptophyta, Magnoliopsida, Fabales, Fabaceae. The coding region runs from base 1 to 1773 and encodes 590 amino acids. Gene Ontology annotation, molecular function: chromatin binding; protein binding. Gene Ontology annotation, biological process: synaptonemal complex assembly; mitotic sister chromatid cohesion; replication-born double-strand break repair via sister chromatid exchange.